Rhododendron vialii is the source of this 2593-nucleotide messenger RNA. Its product is annotated as oligopeptide transporter 4-like. NCBI's taxonomy places the organism in Eukaryota, Viridiplantae, Streptophyta, Magnoliopsida, Ericales, Ericaceae. Gene Ontology annotation, molecular function: oligopeptide transmembrane transporter activity. Gene Ontology annotation, biological process: transmembrane transport. Bases 145 to 2406 code for a protein of 753 amino acids. The record is from RefSeq and is a predicted model, not a curated record. The transcript has 6 exons.
CACCGUCAACCAUAAACUUGCAAAUUGCAAUGUAUAAGUAAACAAAAUCCAAUCAUCCCUCCCACUGUCGUUUCCUACCCAUACCAAAAAAUAAACCCAAUCCCCCCUCUCCUGUCCUCUUACCCUCUCUCUCAUCACCCCAUCAUGGGAACUGUAGAGAUAGAACACCCAUACCCACCCACCACCAUAACCACCGCCACUGCCGCCGCCGCCAACGAUGGCAGUAAGAAAACAGAUGAUGAUGACGAUGUCUCUCCAAUCGAACAAGUCCGGCUGACCGUGGCCAACACCGACGACCCGACCCUGCCCGUAUGGACAUUCCGGAUGUGGCUCCUGGGCGUGCUCUCCUGCUGCCUCCUCUCUUUCCUCAACCAAUUCUUCUCGUACCGGACCGAACCGCUCAUCAUAACCCAGAUCACGGUCCAGAUCGCCGCCCUCCCCAUCGGCCGGCUCCUGCACGCGGUGCUGCCGGAAACCAAGUUCCGGAUCCCCGGGUGCGGGGACCGGUUGUUUUCGCUCAACCCGGGCCCGUUCAACAUGAAGGAGCACGUACUCAUCACGAUAUUCGCCAACGCCGGAUUCGCUUUCGGGAAUGGGCCGGCUUACGCUGUUGGAAUUGUGGACAUUAUAAAAGCGCUUUAUCAGCGGAAAAUCUCGUUCAUGGCGGGCUGGAUCCUCGUUAUUACUACUCAGGUGUUAGGUUAUGGGUGGGCAGGGCUAUUGAGGAAGUAUGUCGUGGAGCCCGCCCACAUGUGGUGGCCCAGCAAUCUUGUUCAGGUCUCUCUUUUCCGGGUUUUGCAUGAAAGAGACGAGAAACGCAUGUCAAGGACAAAGUUCUUCGUAGUAGCACUAAUUUGCAGCUUUUCCUGGUAUGCAUUCCCUGGAUAUCUCUUCCCAACACUUACAAGCAUCUCAUGGGUCUGCUGGGCUUUCCCUAAGUCGGUCACAGCGCAACAGAUAGGAUCAGGCAUGAAAGGCCUUGGAGUUGGUGCCAUAACACUCGACUGGUCUGCUGUCUCAUCCUUCUUGUUCAGCCCCCUCAUUAGCCCUUUCUUUUCCAUUGUCAAUAUCUUCAUCGGCUACGUCUUGAUCCUAUACAUCGCAAUUCCAGUAUCCUAUUGGGGACUAGGCUUGUAUGGUGCUCGAAAAUUUCCUAUCUUCUCAUCACACUUGUUCACAGGCCAAGGUCAGCUGUAUAAUAUAUCAGCUAUUGUGAAUGAAAAGUUUGAGAUAGAUCUGGUUGAGUAUGGGAAGCAAGGACCUAUACAUCUAAGCAUGUUUUUCGCCCUAACUUAUGGGUUUGGUUUCGCAACAAUUGCAGCCACACUUUCGCAUGUUUCCCUCUUCUAUGGAAGGGAGAUCUACGAACGAUACUGUGCUUCGUAUAAGGGUAAGGACGACAUCCACACAAAACUGAUGAGAAAAUACGAGGACAUUCCUUCCUGGUGGUUUUACGUUUUGCUCGUAGUGACUAUUGCUGUCUCUCUAUUACUCUGCACCAUCUUGAAAUCUCAGGUUCAGCUCCCAUGGUGGGGACUCCUAUUUGCUUGCCUAAUCGCCUUUGUAUUCACCCUUCCAAUCAGCAUCAUAACUGCUACGACAAAUCAGACACCAGGGCUGAACAUUAUCACAGAGUAUGUCAUGGGUCUUAUAUAUCCAGGAAGACCAAUAGCUAAUGUAUGCUUCAAAGUCUAUGGUUACAUGAGCAUGUCUCAGGCCGUCUCUUUCCUCAGUGACUUCAAGCUGGGACAUUACAUGAAGAUCCCUCCAAGAUCGAUGUUCUUAGUCCAGUUCAUAGGAACCAUUAUUGCUGGUACUAUAAACAUGGCAGUGGCAUGGUGGCUUCUCAACUCUAUUGUAGACAUAUGCCAGGAUGAACUCCUUCCAGAGAAUAGUCCUUGGACAUGCCCUGGCGACCGGGUCUUCUUCGACGCAUCUGUUAUAUGGGGUCUGGUGGGGCCCAAACGGAUUUUCGGAAGCCUUGGAAUCUACAGUGCCAUGAAUUGGUUCUUUGUUUUUGGUGCAGCGGGACCAAUUGUAGUUUGGCUCUUCCACAAGACAUUUCCCAACCAAUCUUGGAUUCCUCUGGUUAAUCUUCCGGUCCUCCUGGGAGCAACCGGUAAUAUGCCACCGGCAACUGCAGUAAACUACACCUCUUGGAUCAUUGUUGGAACGAUUUUCAAUUUCUUCAUCUUUCGUUACCGAAAGAAGUGGUGGCAGAGGUACAACUACGUUCUUUCAGCAGCUCUGGAUGCAGGAGUUGCUUUUAUGGCGGUGCUACUCUACUUCUCUGUCGGCAUUGAAAAUGAAUCAGUGAAUUGGUGGGGCACACUCGGUGAACAUUGUGACUUGGCUACUUGUCCAACAGCCAAGGGGAUAGUUGUAGAUGGUUGUCCUGUGUACUGAAUAAGUAACUCGUGUACACUACACGUUGUCUCGAUUCAAGAAAGUCACAAUGUAAAUUUAGCAAGUCACACGAUGGCUAGGAAAAACAUUGAUCCCACAAGGUUGUAUUUUACACAAGAAAUUGCUUUGUUUUGUACCAAGUUUGCUUGUAAAUGAAGAAUCAAACCCCAAGAACUAGAUAAAUAAA